Molecule: messenger RNA, 3179 nt
Organism: Neltuma alba
Lineage: Eukaryota; Viridiplantae; Streptophyta; Magnoliopsida; Fabales; Fabaceae
Exons: 16
Coding region: 497-3112 (871 amino acids)
Biological process (GO): transcription initiation at RNA polymerase III promoter
Cellular component (GO): transcription factor TFIIIC complex
Molecular function (GO): protein binding; histone acetyltransferase activity
Source: RefSeq, a predicted model, not a curated record
UCAUUCUCCAACGAAGAAGACAACAAAGUGUGUAGCUGAAGGACGGAACCGUGAGCUCUCGAUGACAUUUUGACUGUGACGACGGGACAACCGUGAAGAGUUGAUUCUCCAUAUCAAUGCUUGAAAGUUCCUUCUGCCGUGUCUGAAUUGAAGGUUUUUGCCCUCCCUUCAUCUUCUUUCUGCCACCUUCCAGGGCUGAAUCCAAGCCCCCCGCCGGGUCUCCUCCCUCGUUGUCAAUCAUGGGGAGUUAUAGACUUGCUACUGAUAUCAAAAUCUGCAAAGCGCUAAUAUUAUGGCCAAUCUCGGAGGGUCCUUUUGGCAUGUUUGAAUCAAUGGGUUUGUUGUCGUGAAAUAUGGUUCAACUUAGUGUUGCAUCUUCCUGGAAUUUGUUGGUAUUAGAGUGCAUGUUAAUACAGGCAAGGAGACAUGGUGGAUUGAAAUAUGGAAAAGGACGCGCCCUGGUCUGAUUCACGUCCAAAGCCCUGCUUUCAAGCCGAUGUACCUGAGACCAGAGUUGCCUCACGGACCACAUGGUGUGAUAACAGUCUCAACCAGUGAACCUCUUCCCAUUGGGGUCGUAGAAAAAAAAGACUUACUCUCUGGAUGCCUCCUGCCAACAUGUUUGGCCCGAGAUGAUAAGCCUGUUGUCCGAUCAUUAUCAUGGUCUCCACUUGGCUUGGCUGCAAAUGCGGGGUGCUUGAUGGCUGUUUGUACUACAGAAGGAAAUGUGAAGGUUUAUCGUCCACCUUUUUGUGAUUUCUGUGCUGAAUGGGUUGAGGUUUUGGACUUAACAGAAAGGCUGUUUGGAUAUCUCCAAUGUGCUGGUUUUGGAGAUCUGAGUAUAGUGCAGGUAGCAAAGCAGAAACCAGCUGACGAUAUGCUAGACACUGUUUCAAGGAAGGGACGUAAGAAAAGAAAAGUCAAUUAUGUCUCCAGCGAUUCUGGGAAUCCAUUGUUAUUGCCUACAAUUAGUACGGAUGGAAACUCUUGUUCUAGCCCCUGUAAUGAUGUGGAAGGACAGAGAGUGACUGCAAUGUCUGAGAUUAUAGGACCAGACCUCCAGAUAACUGCAUCAGAUCAGGUGGAAUCCAUGUCUGAAUAUAACGAGAAAUCCUUGGAAAAAGUAUCUGAAAACCACAUGUUGCCACUGAUUACUACUGAUCAAUAUGCUUUGCGAAGCGCAAUGCUAUAUGGACUUGUUGUUUCUUGGUCUCCAUUGCUGCAUGAAACACCUGAAUUUCAGCCAGUUCCUAAUACCAAUGCAUCUGUUAGUCUACUUGCUGUUGGAGGAAAGAGUGGUAAAAUUUCUUUCUGGAGAUUUCACAUAUCAGAUUGCUAUACUAUUCAGGACAGCAACAUUCGGACUGCCGUGGAGUUGGCUGGAUUUUCACAGGCACAUAGUUCAUGGGUUACUUCAAUAAGUUGGGUGUUAUUUCCUUCUGAUUUCUCAAAUCCACAAAUUUUGUUAGCUACUGGAAGCUCUGACGGGAGUGUGAAGGUUUGGCUGGGUAACAAUGACAAAUUACUGAAGUCAUCAGAAGCGAAUCAAACUCUAUUUUCUCUACUGAAGGAGGUCAUAACAAUCAAUGCUGUCCCAGUUUCUGUACUUUCAGCAACAAUGCAAAUUCAGUCUUCUGAGAUGCUCUUAGCCAUUGGCAAAGGUUCUGGCUCCUUUGAAAUAUGGCUGGGUGACUUAUCCUGUAAUGAAUUUCAUAAGCUCGGAUCCUAUGAUGCACAUGAUCAUAUUGUUACCAGUUUGACCUGGGCAUUUAAUGGAAGGUGUUUGUGCAGCUGUAGCCAGGACAAUUUAGUACGCAGCUGGAUUCUUCAUGAGAGACAACUCAAUGAAGUUACCAUCUGUUCUGACAUCCUCAAUAGUAGCAAUCCAACUUGUCCUUCAACAGAUUUGUAUGCUUCAUGUUUUGGUGCAGCAGCGUCCCCCGGAAACCUUGCCAUUGCUACAGUUCGUUGCUUUGAUAUUGAGAAACUGAACAGAAUGUAUGAAGCAAGGGUUUUGAGGGCAGCUAUUGAAUACUUUUGGAUUGGUGGGCAGCAAAUGGAUGUUCAGUCAAGAUUACCCUUUUCAUAUGCGGCUGAGAAAUAUUCCAGUUUGCGAAAGAAAGAAUUAUCUCACUGGGGAUCCAACAUCAUUUGCAUCCUUGAGCAAUAUCAUUGCCUUGAUAAGCCCCUCGUUCUUUGGGAUAUAAUUGCAGCAUUAUUGGCUUUCAAGGAGAACGAUUCAAUAUAUGUAGAACAUAUACUGAUUAAGUGGCUGUCAAUGUCCUUUCUGGGAUCCCAUACGGACCUUCCUGCUGAAAAGGUUUUGGCAAAGGUCUCUUCAAAUUUGUCAGAUAUUCCUUCUCGCCUGCUUCACCUGCUCAACAUAGUCUGUAGACGUGUGAUGAUAGCAGAACUGGAUGUUGACGAAAUAAAUAGAAUAAACAACAGCCUUCUAAACUCAGGAGGGUCAACUCUUUCCGAGGAAAAGCAAGUAACUAAGUGGGUGGAGAUUCUUCUGAGAAGUGAAAGAGAACUCCGUGAAAGGUUAAUAGGUUUUAGUUUUUCUGCUUUCCUAACCAACCUAUCCUGUGCAGAAGCAGCUCCUUCCCAGCCGGGACAUUGGUAUCCUUUUGGAGUAACACAGAUGAAACAAUGGGUGGAAUUAGAUCGGGAUAAUGCACGUGACCGAUUGAAAGUCCUUGCAUCAGAAGUUACAAAUGAGAAAAGGUGCAGGCUUCUGUCCGAUGAACAUUUAGCAGCGGAGCGUUGCAGUUUUUGCUCAGCGUAUGUUCCAUUUGAAUCACCUGAGGUUGGUUUUUGCUCAGGUGAGGAAUACAGUAGUGGCAAAGGCCAGCGUCACAGGUUAUUGAGAUGUGCCACCAGCAUGCAGGUUUGCCCCAUUGCUCCGCUAUGGUUCUGUAUAUGUUGCCGCAGGUCAGCUUUUAGACUGGCGCCAGAUGCACUCUUUAGAAUGUCUGCAUAUCCUGUAGAUUUUAAAUCUUCCACCAACUCAUGUACCCUAGCAGUGUCCGCAAAACCCUGGUGUCCCUUUUGUGGGAUACUUCUACAGAGACAACAACCGGAAUUUCUACUUUCGCCAACUUAUGUAUGAGAAUGAUUAACUGCUUUUGCUAUAUAAAUUAUGUUAUUAUAUUUAUAAUGGCUAUGACGCUUGCUUU